Messenger RNA from Polychytrium aggregatum, 1029 nucleotides. RefSeq lists its product as uncharacterized. The record is from RefSeq and is a predicted model, not a curated record. The transcript is spliced from 2 exons. Bases 122 to 799 code for a protein of 225 amino acids. Lineage: Eukaryota; Fungi; Chytridiomycota; Chytridiomycetes; Polychytriales.
GCCACAGGCAUACGAUGGCCAGAGCCACUGGUCGCAUGGUACCGCCUCGAGGAGCCUGGCCUUGGACAUCCCGCCUGCUGGCCUUUCCUUUUCCUCCAAAGCACGUCGGCCCGGUGUGCUGAUGGAUCCGGCCCCAGAAGGACGCUGUCGCCCUCUGCCGAUCGCGCCCGUCUCUAUUGCUGCCUGUCUACUCUGCUCUGCUCUGCCUCUGUCGGUCGGUGGUGUGCCGUCGCCAUUGCUGUUGCUGUUGCCAUUGCUGCUGCUGUUGCUAUUGCCAUUGCCAUUGCUGUUGCCAUUGCUGUCGCUCUGCUCUCCUGUCGGCUGUCCUUGCUCCUGUCGGCUGCCUCGGUGCUGCCUUUGCCUUCUGCCGCAUCCCGUUGCAUCCCGUUGCAUCCCGUUGCUUCCCGUUGCUUCCCGUUGCUUCCCGUUGCUUCCCGUUGCAUACCAUCGCUUCCCGUUGCUUCCCGUUUGCAUCCGCACCGUCGAUUGCGCCAACGGCCCACCUUCGCUUUGCUCGCCGCUUCCCUUGCUUAUCCAUACCACCGGGUGCCCAAGUAACCCGCCCCCUCCUCCUCCGUCCACAAGCACAUCCAAGUCUUGCCUCGUCCAGACUCUGUCGGCCUCGCUCUUGGAUCCCAUCUCGCAGACUUGCUCGUUGGACUCUCUCGAUCUCUACUCCGAGCCGUCACUGCAAUCUCCGCGCCGCCGCCCCCCCCGUCUCCCAUCAAGAUCAGGGCGUUGUCUCUCGCGCCCAAGUCGCUCUCCAAUUCCAACGAAUUAUCAACUGCCUUGCCGGUGAUUGUCGAUCCGCCGCUGAAUCGCUGUAUCGGCCUCUCUUGUUGGAUCGUUUUGUUCCCCAUCCACCCUCGCUCCACCAACAGGCUCUGCCCAACUCGUGCGCUCUUGCUCUCGCUUUCUUGAUCGAGCGUCCUGCGAUCUUUCGUCGGUCGUUGUAUCGCUUGCUUCUCCACCCGCUGCAUUCGCCAUUGUAUCCGCUCGCCGGUGCAUCCGCUCCUGCUGCCGUCGGUC